CGCUGCAAGGACAAGCUAAACACGCUGGCCAUCUCCGUGCUCAACCAAUGGCCAGGGGUCAAGCUUCGGGUCACUGAGGCUUGGGAUGAAGAUGGGAUGCACGCCGAGAACUCACUCCACUAUGAGGGAAGGGCCGUGGACAUAACUACAUCAGACAGGGAUCGCUCUAAAUAUGGCAUGCUGGCCCGCCUUGCUGUGGAAGCUGGGUUUGACUGGGUGUACUAUGAAACUCGCGGACACGUUCACUGCUCGGUCAAGUCAGAUUCAAGCGUUGCUAUCAACUUCGGUGGCUGCUUCUCAUCGUCAAGCCAAGUACUCACCCUUUCAGGCCAAACAAAGCAGUUGUCGGAAAUCCAAAUCGGCGACCAGAUUCUGUCAUUGGGAGAAAGUGGCCUUCUUGAGUUCAGCGAUGUGAUUGCAUUUUUGGAUUACAAUCAUGACCAGGUGGCCAACUUCUACACACUGACCACAGAAACUGGGCAUAGUGUAACUCUGACUGGGAAGCAUCUAAUUCAUGUUAUGUCUCCCAACACGACGUCAGACUUGGGGAACGCAUCUGCUUCUACUAGACCUCAUAUCGGUUCUGAUCUACCUCGUCUUGUCUUCGCUGAAGAUGUUUCAAUCGGCCAGUACGUCCUUUUCGCAAAUUACGAGUCUUCAACCUCAACAGAAAACAUACCUCAAAGACAUCAUCCUUCUAGCUUGACAUCUUCUGAAAAUUUUCCAGACACAAGAAAUAGAUUCAAAACAGACACUACGUCUUUGGCUGUUUUUACACCUGAGCGGAUUGUGUCAAUCCAGGUACGUCCUUUGAAAGGUGUAUAUGCCCCUUUGACAGUAAGCGGGACUAUUGUGGUCGACGGAAUCAUUACAUCUUGUUAUGCGUUUCUGAAAGAUGUUCAGCUGGCGCAUGCAUCAUUCGCGCCUUUAAGAGCAUAUCACAUGACACAGAGAAUUCUCAGUGAUUGGCUCCACGGUGUUACUGUUUUCUUGGAUGGUAUGUUACAUCCUCCCUGUGUUAAUUUUGUGCCAGAAAAUGAAACAAUAUCUCAGAAUCGCCAGAACGGAGCCCACUGGUAUGCAAGACUUCUUUAUAAUUUUGCUGUAAAUAUUGUCGGCAUGGACAUUUUUAUAUCGCUGUGA
Candidula unifasciata is the source of this 1143-nucleotide messenger RNA. NCBI's taxonomy places the organism in Eukaryota, Metazoa, Mollusca, Gastropoda, Stylommatophora, Geomitridae. The record is from the annotation of a GenBank genome assembly.